Phycomyces blakesleeanus NRRL 1555(-) is the source of this 924-nucleotide messenger RNA. RefSeq lists its product as hypothetical. NCBI's taxonomy places the organism in Eukaryota, Fungi, Mucoromycota, Mucoromycetes, Mucorales, Phycomycetaceae. The record is from RefSeq and is a predicted model, not a curated record. The coding region runs from base 1 to 924 and encodes 307 amino acids. The transcript has 4 exons.
AUGCCUAAAGUCAAUCGUACACUUGCUCCCCGUCCAUCAAAAGAACACGCAGAUCUGAUUGCUAGAUUAGAUGCAAUGCAGCAAAGCCUGAAGGAUAUGGAUUCCAAAAUUGGCUACGUUGUCAAAGGCAACGCUGAUGAUUUAGAAGUUCUGGAUACUCUUACUGGAACUUCUGAUAAUGUUCUUGAGAUUGCUCCCGCCUCUGCUCCUACCUCUGCUCCCGCUGCCACUUCUACUGAUGUUAAUCAAGAAGUUUACAAUCGACUUUUUUCUCUUAUCCGAAGCCGAUUAAGGGAUCCAAAAUUCAGAUCAAAUGAUGCAGCUUUGAUUGCAGCAAAUGACAGCAAGUCCAGUUGGAAUACUGAAAUUCAUUUCAAUCGUUCCCUUAAUAAAGAACUGACACUUGCACUUAUGGCUUACCUGAAGCCAAAGUUUGCUGCGGGUAGGCUUAGGCCAUCUGAAAUCCACAGUAGUAUUUAUACUAACUUUUGUGGAAGAUGUUCUGCUGAACGAAAGUCGCCGUCAGCCCUUGAUGCAGGAAGAUCAAGGUCAAGGAGAGCAAGUCGAGCAACCACUAACUUUGACUGCCAUGAGCUGGCCUACAGUAUAUACAAGGCUGACAUUGAUACGUUGAUGGGAAAGGAUUGCGAAGGGCUCAUCAACAAGGCAGCAAUGUCUGAGGAUGAGUCGAAGGAUGAGAUACCUGGAGUUCCAGGCAAUUGUGUGCUCUGUACAGUGCGUCCAUUCUGGAGAAGCGAUGAGUACAAUCAGUUUCUGGAGCAUGUUAACAAAGCCAUGCUCAGAUGCUUGAACCUAAAUGUGCGCCAGAUGGCAAAGAAGACCUUUGGCAGAGAUGCUGAUUUAGCAGUCCCGAGUCAACUGAAGUACUCUCUUCCCCAGUGGGCUUUCAGAGAUAAGCUCUAA